Messenger RNA from Zea mays, 793 nucleotides. RefSeq lists its product as uncharacterized. The record is from RefSeq and is marked validated. Lineage: Eukaryota; Viridiplantae; Streptophyta; Magnoliopsida; Poales; Poaceae.
CUGGUACGUUUUGCAGCUACUCGAGUCAUUAUUGCUUCACUUCAACAAGAGCGCGAGGAAGCAGAGAAGAGGGGAUGAUGGAGAAGCGACACGGCGGCGACGGCGGAGCCGGAGCUGGAGGCUUCACUGUGCUCCACCUCCUCGGCGCCGGUGUCUUGGCGUUCCUGCUGCCGCGGGCCGCCGGAGCGACCGACGAUGCCAAGUGGCACGCCCAUGCCCAUUCCGCCGCUGGCAGCAACGGCGCCGUCACCGUCGGCCACGGUGCCCCCGCGCCCCACGUGCACGCGGCCGGUCUCCCGCCGCUCUCGGCACCGGCGCCCACAGCGGGAGCUGACGACCUGCCGCCACCGCCCGCGCCCGUGCCGACGUCCGUGUCCUCACCGCCGAGCCGCGAGCCCGGCCCGCACUUCGGCUUCCCGCUGCAGCCGGGCCCGGGCACCGCGUCCGCUGCGGCACCUGGGCUGGGACCCGGCGGCGAGGGGUAUCCGUUCAUCGGAAGCAACCCAACGGUGCCGUUGCCCACCGGCACGACCAACACCGCCACCGUGCUGCCGCUGACGGACACCGGGGACGCCGCCGCCGCCGCCACCAAGGUGGUGGGGUUGGCAGCGUCCCUUGGUGCUCGCGUCUCCAUGAUUGGGCUUGGGAUUUCCCUCGCCACCCUGUCCCUGUCCAAGAUCUAAUUAAUCCAAAAUGUGUACUACUGAGAUACUGAUGCUGCUGCCGCCGCUUUCAUCUAAAAUGUGUACUAGCCUUGAGUUUUUGUCAUGGACAGAUCUAGAGAUUUACUGGC